Molecule: messenger RNA, 2688 nt
Organism: Saccostrea cuccullata (small rock oyster)
Lineage: Eukaryota; Metazoa; Mollusca; Bivalvia; Ostreida; Ostreidae
Product: serum response factor-like
Exons: 7
Coding region: 127-1413 (428 amino acids)
Biological process (GO): positive regulation of transcription by RNA polymerase II
Molecular function (GO): DNA-binding transcription factor activity, RNA polymerase II-specific; RNA polymerase II cis-regulatory region sequence-specific DNA binding; protein dimerization activity
Source: RefSeq, a predicted model, not a curated record
AUACUCGCUGUGAUUCGCCCGGUAUUCCGUUUAUGGCGAGGAGCAAAUUAGGUACAGUCAGUUCAUUCUUCCAUUCAUGAACAGUUGAUAGUAAAGGUUGUAACUGGACAUAUUUUACUGAAAACAAUGAAUGGUACACAUUUGAAUCAGCCAGCCUUCCCCACUGCCCCGGGGGGAGCGGUGAACGCGUUUACGAUGGAAAAUGUCGAUCCUUCGACUUUGGAAGAGGAUUCGGACUCCGAAGGGGAAAUAUCUGUGGCAACUAACCCCCAGGGGCUCAAGCCGGGGAAAAAGACCAAGGGGAGAGUCAAAAUUAAAAUGGAAUUUAUUGAAAAUAAAUUGAGGCGAUAUACAACUUUCAGCAAACGCAAAACAGGAAUUAUGAAAAAGGCUUAUGAAUUGUCGACUCUUACUGGCACUCAAGUAAUGCUGCUAGUGGCAAGUGAAACUGGACAUGUCUAUACUUUUGCUACAAGAAAAUUACAACCUAUGAUCACAAGUGACAGUGGAAAAGCACUUAUUCAAACAUGCCUCAAUUCUCCGGAUCCACCACCAGGUUCGCAGCCCCAGAUGACAAUGGACCAAAGAAUGAAUCCAACAGGUUUCGAGGAAACAGAAUUGUCCUAUGCAGUCGGGGAAGAAGAGCACGCAAAAGUGGAGAGUGGGAUGAAGCCAAUGUUUAUGCCUGUAUCCAUCCCAGAGCCAGGACUGAUCAACAGAAGUUCCCCUGACAACACGAGUGGUACCUCCUCCCCACUGCAGCAGACCACCCCCAGCAGUCAGGCCACCUCCCAGUCCCCACCUACAUCCUCCGCCUCCAAAAAUCUGGCCGGCAACGUCAAUCUUACCAUCCCAGGCCUCCCUCCGGGGGCGGUGUUAGUCCCACAAGGAGCACCACUGAUCCCAAUUCAGCAGAAUGGUCAGCCAGUGUCCCAGUCCUCCCAGGCCCAGACACUGUACAGACUCCCCAACUCCAAUCAGAUAGUAGCUCUCUCAGGUUCCAGCAGCGAUUCCUCGUCCCAGCAGACAUUGGUCACCUCGGCUUCGGACAACAUCGCCACACUGACCAAUGUUAGUACAGCAGGACUACAGACAGCUCAAGCAGGUACACAGAACACAGCAGCCAUGACCCCUGGUGUCGUCAUGUACCACACUCCACAGGGUAUUGUGUAUGCUCCAACAACACUGCAGGAUGCCAGCCGGUCCAUGUUCAACUUCCAGCAGACCCCCACAGCUCUACCCUUAUCCCAGUCAGAGAACGGUCAACAGAUCAUCACAAUCCCCAUACCUGUCAGUCUGGCUGCGGGAGGCAAUUCACAGGUCCCAAUUCAGUAUCAGUUUGCAACACAAGUAUCAGAUGCUCAACAGGCAACUCUUUCUCAACCCACACCCGCUAAAAAGCCCAAGAAAUGAGAGCAAGGGUCACAAACAGAGUUACCUACUCUUGAGAGGAAUGGAGCAGACAAGAGUUGUGUGCCCCUGCAUAAUAGAGGUUGUCUUCCACACAGACUUUGUUCUGUGUGACUGUAUGUGCCAAACAAACAUUGUGUAAACAUGUAGAAAGCCCCCUGUAAUGUGAUAAGGGUGAAGUGAAUGUGCCUGGUUUUAUGGACACGAAGGGUACAGUUGAAAGAAAUUUCCAUAAUUCUUUCUUUGACUUAUUUAUGUUUAAUUGUAUAUUUAAUUUGUUAACAAUAAGAAUUUCAGAAUGGAACAGUCUCGUUCACAAUGAAUUAAUUUAUAUGAAUACGUUUUGAAUUUUUAUAUCAAUUUCAUUAACCUCAAUGAAAAGAAUAUAAGUAUUUUUUAUAAAUGUUAAAUUUCUAAGACUCAAUUUUCAUACAUGUACUUGACAUGACAAUUACAUGCUUGUUGCUGAUAAGAAGUCAACUCUGUCCCAUUUCAAAGUUAUGUUUGUAUGUUUUUUUUUUACAUUUAAUACAACUGGACGGCUAAGGCUUUGUGCAAAGGAAUUGAUAAUCAUAGGUUACAUUGAGUAAAGCAAUAACUGAUAUGAACUUGGUUUUAAAAAAAAGACAGAUGAAUAGGCAAAGGAAAGAUAACUUAACGGAUGGGAUGCCAUAUCUUUUGAAAAAAAGGUUUAAAGAUAUCUGAAUGUUUUCUACAGGGAUGAAUAAAUUUGAGUUUUGCUGUUUAUAUACACUGUAUAUAGAAGCAUGAAAAUUUGGUCAUAUACAUGUACUAUGUAUAUAUAUUUUUGUAUCUCAUUGAGAUUUUGUAUUUAUAAUUGUUAUGAGAUUCAUGUGAAGUUGAAUGUAAUCUUCAUAAGUUUGUCUGUAGUUUCUUUGUCAGUAGUAUUAUUCUUUUCAGUACCAUCAGAUUCAGACUAAAUGGCAGCUGUAUUUUUAUUUAUUUAGAAUCAAUUUAAAUGUAUAUUUUGUUGAAUUAAGUACCAGUAAUUUUACUUGAGUAUUGUUGGUGAUUCAUUUCAGCUUUGGACCAGUUACUGUGUAUAUUGUGCUAUUUCUUUGACAUGCAUACAUUAUAUUCUGUGUUAGAUUUUUACUUCAAAGUUCUGUGCCUGCUGCCUUCUUUUAUAGAUUCCUUGCAUAUCAAACUGAUGGUUACAAGAUGUUGUAAACAGUUUGUAGCAUCAACACAAGUUAUUUUUUACAUUACCUGCAUGUUUUUUGUAGCCUCUCAUUGCAUAAGUGUCUUAAGAAUUUC